AUGGAUCGCGACCAGUUCAAGACAGCCGCGUAUUCGGCCAUUGAUGACAUCAUCAAAUACUUCGAUAGCGUCCCAGAGCGCAGGGUUGUACCGGACAUCCAGCCAGGCUAUCUCCGCCCAUUAAUCCCAGAAAGCCCACCCGACGAGCCCGAAGACUGGGCCACGAUUCAAGAUGAUGUCGACACAAAGAUCAAACCCGGCCUCACACAUUGGCAAUCCCCGAAUUUCAUGGCCUACUACCCCGCCAGCGUAACCUACCCCAGUCUUCUAGGCGAGAUGUACUCUGCGACUUUCACAGCCCCAGCGUUCAACUGGCUGUGCUCGCCUGCAUGUACGGAGAUGGAAACGAUCGUGAUGGACUGGGUUGCCAAGGCCCUUGCACUGCCCGAGUGCUUCCUCAGCGCAUCGGAGACCCACGGUGGUGGCGUGAUUCAGAACAGUGCCAGUGAUGCGAUUGCGACGAUUAUUGUUGCUGCGCGCGAGAGGCGCGUGCGAGAGAUCUUGCUCUCAGAGGGCCUCGAAGAAAGCUCCCCCGAGUAUGAAGAUCGCAAGUUCGAUGUCCAAAGUAAGUUGGUGGCUAUUGCGAGUGACCAAACGCACAGCAGUGGUGCCAAGGGCGCAUUGGUGGCUGGCACCCGGUUCCGCAGCGUGAAGGCCAGACUCGAAGAUAAUAUGGAAAUGACGGGUCCCAGGCUGAGAGAGGUUCUGGAGAAGUGCGAUCGCGAUGGCUUGACCCCGUAUCAUCUCACGAUGACUUUUGGAACGACGAACUGCUGCAGUGUCGAUCGAUUUGCGGAGAUCAAGGCCGUCCUGCAGGAGAAACCUGCAUGGCAGCGCAUUUGGGUCCACGUUGACGCAGCUUAUGCGGGUGCAUCGCUUGUGGCGGAUGAAUGGCAGUAUAUUGCCAAGGACUUUGCCGAGGGUGUUGAUAGUUUCAACAUGAAUAUGCACAAGUGGCUGCUGGUGAACUUUGAUGCUAGUGUUCUCUAUGUCCGGAAUCGCCUGGACCUCACUAAUGCACUUGAUAUCACGCCCGUGUAUCUACGGAACCCAUACUCUGAUAUGGGCACAGUGAUUGAUUAUCGCAAUUGGUCCAUUUCUCUUGGUCGCCGAUUCCGCGCCUUGAAGAUUUGGUUCGUGAUGCGGAGCUACGGUCUCAACGGCAUGAAAGCGCAUAUCCGCAAGACUAUCGGAUUCGGUGAUCUCUUCGCCGAUCUCGUGCGCAGUCGAUCUGAUCUGCUGGAGAUUGUCACGAAGCCGGGCUUUGCCUUGACGGUCUUCCGCGUGAAGAACCCGGCCUCGACGGGCGAGUCUACAGAGCGCGUCUCUCCCGACGCGGUCGCGGAUAGUGUGACUAAGAAGGUCUAUGAGCUCAUCAACUCGCGAGGUGAGAUCUUCAUCACCUCGACGGUGAUCGAUGGCGUUUACGUGAUUCGGGUUGUCAGUGCCAAUCCUCUCGCCGAAGAGAAGUAUAUCCGCAAAGCGUUCGACAUUGUGGUUCGGACGUCGGAGGAGGUGCUGCAGGAGUAA
This is a messenger RNA of Penicillium salamii, 1530 nucleotides long. The record is from the annotation of a GenBank genome assembly. NCBI's taxonomy places the organism in Eukaryota, Fungi, Ascomycota, Eurotiomycetes, Eurotiales, Aspergillaceae.